CACAGAUUUUUAAGCGACAGUUCUGAGAGGACCAAGGGAUAAUCAAGGUGAUGUCGUCCCCUAGACUCAUUCCCCUGUGGAAAGAUUUUAAAUGCUCUGUAAAUGACAUCAUACGUGAAAGCAAGAAAUCUAUAGAUGACCCAAAGAAUGACCUAGUUGUGCUGAGUGACCGGUGCCAGAUACUAUUCAAAGAGUCUCGCUGUCCUCAAAAUAUGCCGUUAAUAUGCCACUAUUUCACUGAUGCUUACUUCUUUGCUUCCCUCGCUUGGAUGAUACCAAACACAAGAGAAAUACAGGCUGUAGUAUGGAUAAAAAGCAAAACUGAGGACAUGGUUGAGAAGAAAACAUUCUCCAUGACUGAACGACUGCCGCCUAUCCAGUCCAUGGUCCACACAGGUUCCUUUCAUAUCCUUGUGGCCUAUUGUGGCGACAUGAUCCUGCGGCUCUUUGGGGACCACUUUCGGGCAUUCAAGCCCCUGAGUGUAGUACCCUGCCGCUUCAAUGUCAGCUGCCUCUGCUAUGACCCGGAAAUGAAGAUGCUCCUCUCUGGCACCCUGGGUGCGGUGGUCACAUGGGUCAUUGAGCGAAGUGGCAAGGGCCUCCAAAUAGCCCAUGUGGUUUCCAUGCCUGGUGAUGAACUUGUCCAGGACAUCACGCUGAAUGGCCCCAAUGGCUCCCUCCUUGCCCUGUGUGAGACUGUGGUGAGAGUCCUUGUGCGCCGGGGCCAGGGCCAGCUGGGAGAGGCGAAGAAGUUCCUUUCCACCCGCAGCGGUUCCUCUAUCACCUGCUGUUACACCUGUUUUGAUCAGGGCUUUCUCUAUGCUGGGAACAAAGCUGGAGAAAUUCAAGUAUGGAAUCUCAAUCAGGGGCAGCCCCUCCACAGUUUCAGGGCUCAUUACUCAGUAGUUAGAUGUAUCCGCAGCCGGCCAGAGGCCCACACCCUGCUAACAGCUGGCAGUGAUGGCCUAAUCAAGGAGUGGAACCUUACUUCGGGGACCCUGCUUCGGCGUCUAGAACUUGGUGAGGAGCUGUACCGACUCCAGUUUAUUGACAGCACUACCUUCUUCUGCCAAACUACCUAUAGCUUUUCCUUGCGCCAUAUGCCCUGCAUCUAUAGCCUCUUCCAUGUCUGUGGUUCUGCUCCCCAGCAGGUGCAACGCAUCCGCUGUGGAGAUCACUGGUUCCGGAUCCUGUGCACUACAGAGGAUGGCUUGCUGCGCUUUGUUUCUCCAUUAACAGGGAAUCUCCUGGUUAUCACCUGGCCUUUCUCAAUUCUGGACCAGGCUGUGGAUUGGGCCUAUGACCCAGGUAAAGAGGAGCUCUUUGUGGCCACAGGCAACUCAGAGGUGCUGGUAUUUGAUACAACCCGCUGCCCUUGCCCAGCCAAGUAUCUCUUAGGCACCUCACCAGAUACUCAGGACUUUGUACAAUGCCUGGCUUAUGGGCAUUUCAACCUGGGGCGGGGUCUCGAAGGAUUGGUGUUCUCUGGGCACCAGAGUGGUCUGAUAAGAGUGCUUUCCCAGCACAGUUGUGCCCGAAUAGAGAAAUUAAUGCACUUUGGGGCUGUCUUGGCACUCUCUACACUGACUGGAGGGCUUUUUGGUGCCCGAGAAAACUCUUUACUGUGUUCCUAUGGAAUGGAUGAUUAUGUACACCUGUCAGAAGCUGUGCUUAAGGGGACCAAAGUACAUCUGCAGCCCCUUGCCAGCAUUCUCAGCAGCUGUCACCUUAAACACUUGAUGCUCUUGCCCAAGUCUGUGGGUGCCAUCACAGAGACCAACUGCCUGCGUCUCUGGAAGUUCCGUGAUUUUCUGUCCUCUGGGUCACAGGAUGGCUUGAAGUUCAUGGAAACGUUGCCUCUGCACCAGUGUGCCAUCACAUCCUUUGAUGUCUGUCUGUCCUUGAGUCUUUUAGUCACGGGUGCUGCUGAUGGCUCUGUUCGGGUCUGGGACUUCCAUGGUAGACUCAUAGCUAUGCUGGACUCAUCAUUGUACUUUGGCCCACUGUGCUUUGCAAAUGACCGGGGUGACCUGCUUGUGACUUUUAACCAGAGUCUUUAUCUGGUGUCUUGUUUAAAAUUGCUUCCCCCGACCGUGCUGGCUCACUUUUCCAUUGUGAGCAUAACAGAUGAAGUACUAGAAGUCCCCAAGCCUUUCAUGCCAAGCUUCUUCUUCUCCUUUGAGACCAUGUUUGUUCCCAAGUACGUCUACCUUGGUCAAGGGCAACAGGAAUUAGUGGGUCUGGAAAGCCUUGUCAAUAACCGGGCCAUUGCCUUUGACCAUUCUGUGCCACAUGUCAUAGAAGACGAGGAAGGGGACCCAGUGUUACUGAGUGCCUCCAUGCGUGAUACUUUACGGGAGGUGGAAACUGAUGGGAUGCGUAUGAGCAAACCUCGCCAUUCCCAUUAUGUGACUCCUCCCCAGCUAAAGCUGACUACCUGGGAUGGACUCAAUCCCUAUCAGAUAUUGCAAUACUACUUUGGUCUUGGGCGGGAAUGGCUUUUUGCCCCCGACGGCUAUAUCCCCAACUCAGUGAUUCGUGCCCGUCUGUGGCCAGAGGGCAGUCCAAUAUUCCUGCAGUGCAACCUGCACCCACCCCAGCGGGAACUGGAAUGGGACAAGUCUCUACAAUUUUUCUUCUGGAACAGAAGGGCCAGAGCUAUAAGUGAGGUAGAAUAUUUACAGGAGAAGGAGGAUAGAGACUUUAUAGGAACGAGACUAUCCAAGGAUAUAACCUAUAGUAUCCUCAAAGACGGUGCAAACCGCAGUUGGCUGGGAAGAAAAAUGAGUGAACUAGCUAUUAACAGCAUGAUUGAGACAAUCCUCAACAUUAUGAUCCAUGCUACCCCACUGAAGUUCCAAUGCUGUAUUGGUGCACUAGGGCAAAUCUUUGCUUCAUAUCAGGUGUCUCCAGCCCUGCGCUCUGAGACCGCCCAUCGUCUGCUGGAUGAAACAACCAAUUCCAACCCACUGAUCCGAGAACUAGCCUGGGAAGGGCUGAAACGUCUAGGAUUUAUUACUCAUCUUUUUGCCAUCCCUCUGGCCCAAGGAUUAAUGGACAAGGACGAAAGAGUGAGGAAUAAGGCCCUAAACCUUAUGGCAGACAUUGGAAUACACUCUAGGACCUUACUCUCACAAUUGAUCCAGAAACAAGAUAUUUUCCGAGAGAUGCAGCAGGAGAUGAUUGGGGAGGAAUCCCUGGACCAUCUGCUGGGCAUGCGGCCCACAGAUCUCCAAAUCCUUAACUCUCAAGUAGAGCAGCGAUUGAAUGAAGACCUGACCUUGUCACAUAGAGAUGAAAAGCCUUAUUUUUCUUUAGAUGUUUCCAGGGCUUCUGAACUUAAGCCCUUUUUCAUGCAAGAUUCCACAGUUUAUGAAGACUAUGAAGUGACCUUCAAGCCCAGCAAAGGCCAAAGACGGGGCCGAGCAGGGCCCAAAAAGCACACCCGAAAAUGGUUGCGGGCUCUCAAGAAGAUCAAAGAGGCUAAACAGACUGGCAUAGAACCGGUUCCCUUAGAGGAUGAAAGUGAUCAGAGUGAAGCUGUACCAAUUGAGAUGGAAGAAACAUUCAUCCAUUCCAAAAAGUCUUCAGUCUCCAGUAUAAUACAGGUCUCAAAAGAUGCUGAACCUUUAGAAGAAGAUGUCUCAAAGGAGACCAUUGCACUGACCUUGAAGAUGCUGAGGAAGAUACGUGACAAAAGAGGUAAGAAAGCAACAACUCAGAAACCCAAAAAGAGGCGCAAGAAGAAGAGAGAAGCCAAAGUUAUAAUCGAGGAACCUCUGCCUCCUAAAAAACCCCAGCCGAUUAUUAUGAAAAGGGUUAAAGCUGAAGGGCGGGGUGCCUCUGGAAUGGCUGGACACAGAACUACCCCUGGAGAUGGCUCAUCAUGGAGGAAUGAUCUCUGUCGUCUUAUGACCCUGAGGAUAUCUGGUUCCCAAACACAAAUGUCAGAAGAUGUGAACACUGAGCUAGUGACUAUAGCUCAGGAGAUGCUGGCAGAUCGGCACCCCAGCUGGGAACUCUUUCAGGAGAUCUGCCCCCUGUUUAAGAAAGAAAGCGAGGUUCUUCUUGAGGACCUUGACUGGGAGGUAGCCUGGCCAGAGGAGAAACCAAUUCUUAUCUAUGAAGAAGCAAUGAGAGAGGACAAGGGGGUUAGAGACGAGGAAGAGGGCCAAGAACGAAAGGAAUCAAGAGGCAUGCAGGACUUUGAGGAAACUCAAGUGAUUUCAAAAAAAGGCAAGAAAAGGAAAGUUAUUUUUCUAGAACCAGGUGACCUAAUCAAAGGAAAACAAGUAUCCAAGAAAGAAGAGAAGAAAUCCAUGAAGAAGUCAUCUAAGCAAGAGAAGAGAGCAGGCCAGGAGGAUAGAAAAGUGGAUAAAAAAGAGAAGACCAAAGAAGAGAAAGAGAUGAGGGAGAAAGUGAAGGAAGUGGCCAAACCAGGGGGAGAAGUGGUUGAGCAAGAAGGAAGACCAGUUAUGGCUGAGAGAAAGCUGUCUUGGCAAGAGUGGAAAACGUCCUGGGAUGAGUGGAACCAGGUCCAAGAGAAGAUAUCCUGGGACAAAUGGAAACAAGCUUGGGAUAGGAGACGUCUUCAGGGAGCGAAAAAACUCUACCAGACUGAAGAGAAGCAACGCCCAGAUGACAAAACGUUGGAGGGGGACAAGAGGAAGCUGACAUGGGAUGAGUGGAAACAGGUCUGGGAAAAUAUGCUGUCAUCCAUUUCCAAGGAGGAACGGUCCAAGGAUGAGGAAGCAUUGUCUUUGGAGGAAGAAGUGUCGGAAGAGGAAGAAGAAGAGGAGCAGCUUGUCACAGAAGAGCAGGGACAGAUGAUUCAGGAAGAACACAAACAGGCCAGAAGACAGAGAAAACAAGUCCAAGCUAAAAGAAAACAAGCCAAAGAAGAGGGGAAAUUAGCAGCAGAAGAAGAGAAGCUUGCACAAAUAGAAAGACAACUGGCCGAGGAAGAGAUAAAACUGGCCCAUGAAUAUGUGAAAAUAUCCCAGGAAGAUGGGAAAAUGGCCCAGGUAGAGACAAAGUUUGCCCACAAGGAGGAAAAACUGGCCCAAAGAGAGAAGAAGCUAAGCCAAGAAGCAGAGAAAUUGGCCCAGACAAGGAAGAAACUGGCCAAGAAAUUGGAGAAAGUGACUAGAGAAGAAGAGAAACUAGCAAAGAAAAGAGGGAAACUGGCUGAGGUAAAAAUCAUAUUGAUCUCAAAAGUGAAAAAACUGGCCCAGAAGGAGCAAAAUCUGGACAGGCAAGAGAAGGAGCUGGCCCAGGAAUUGGAGGGGCUGGAAGGGGACAUGGAGAAACUGGCUUGGAAAGAAGAGGAACUAAAUCAGAAAGAGAAGAAACUGACUGAGGAAAAGGAAGGACUGGCUCAGGAAGAGAAGACACUGGUCUGGCAAGGUGAGAAACUGGCUGAGGAAGAGAAAAAACUGGUCCAGGAAGAAGAACUGCUGAACCAGGAAGCAGAGAAACUGGCCAAAGCCAGAGAAAAAAUGCCUGAGGAAGAGGAAAGGCUAGCCCGAAAAAGGGAGCAAUUGAUGAAGAACAAGGAGAAAUUGGCCCAGAAAAGGGAAAAAUGGGUCCAGGACAAUGAACAACUCACAAAGAGCAAGAAGAUACUGGCCCAGAAGGAGAAUAAUCUGGCUCAGGAAAGGAAGACUCUGGCUCAGGAGAAGGAAAAACUGGCUCAGAGGAAAGAGAGCCUCCUCUAUAGAAAAGAAGCACUCAUCCAUAGCAGACAGCAGUUAGUGCAAGUAAAGAAGACAUUGAAGAUGUACAAGCAGAAGCUGGUUCAGACAGAGAAGCAGCUGACACAGGAAAAGGAGGCAGUGAUUCAGAAGAAGGAGAAACUGGUUGAUGCAGACAAAAAAACGGCCCAAAUAGAGAAAAGUCUGGCUGAGAAACAGGAGACAUUAGCUCAGGAAAAAAUGAAAUUAGCUAUGGAGAAGAAGGCAAUGUUCCAAGAAAGGAAACUGCUCAGAGGAGAGUUGGAUAUUGCUAAGAAAGAAAAGGCACUGAACCUGGAAAUGAAGAAAUUGGUCCAAGAGAAGAUGAGACUGGUUGAGGGAAAGGAAACUUUCUCCAAGGGAGAGACUCAAGAAGCUUCAAGACAGGAAAAGCUGACGGAGGCAGAAAGAGAAUUAACUGAGAGGAAAUUGUCACUAGAGGAAAAUAUAUUGAUACAUGAAGAUAGGAUCCUGGCUUCAGAAAGAAAGGACAUUGCCAAGGAAACAUUGGAAUUUACUAGAGGACAGAGAUUAUAUAUCCAGGAAGAAAGGAAGUUAGCUAAGGCAAUACAAAAGUUGGCUAAAAAAAUGGGGGACACUUCCAAGGAGCCAACAAAAGUAAACAGAACCUUAAAGUUACUUCAAAAACUCAUCAGUGAUGAAAGGAGAUUAACUGAGGCAAAAUUAAUUAUGACAAAGAUAAGGAGAGCACUCUUUGUUAAGGAAAGAAGACUGAGCCAGGAACAGAAUAAACUUGAUAUCAGAGAGUGGGAUUUGUCUGAGGAACAAUCAGAAAUGGCCAAAGAGGAGAAGAAAUUAGCUCAUAAGGAGAGAAAACUGGCCAAAGCAAUGAGAAAAAUGAUCAGCAAAGAGGAAAAAGUGACCGAGGAAGACAGCAGAUUAGCCAGGGAACAAAGAGAAGUCAUACAGGUUGAAGAAGAGGAAAGAGUAACAGAAGAAGAAGAAGAAGAAGAAGAAGAAAAGGGAAUCCCCUUCCUUAAACGAAGGUGGAGAAAGAGAAAAGAGGCAAAGAAAGAUGAUACAUCAAAGGAAAAGUUUUCCAGGCAAGUGGCGGAGGUGGAAAGUGAAGAGCGCCUUUCUGAAGAAAUGGAAAGUCUGUUAGAUGAACUAGAGCAAGAGAGUUCGUCUGAGGAGGAAGAAGAGGAGGAGGAGGAAAAGGAGGAGGAGGAAGAGGAGGAAGAAGAGGAGGAGAAGGAAGAAGAAGGGGAGGAGGAGAAGGAAGAAGAAGGGGAGGAGGAGAAGGAAGAGGAGGAGGAGGAGGAGGAGAAGAAAACGAAAAAGAAAGUGCAGGAAGAGGAAGUGUUUGAGGAGGAGGAAGAAAUGAGUGAGGAGGAGAGAGAAAGUUUGAGUGAGAUGGAAGAGGAAGAGGAAAGAAGCUCCCUGGAAGAAGAGGUGGACAAGGAAAAAGAGAUCUUAGAAAGAGAAAAACCCUUUAAGACACAAGAACAGAGGAGAAAGGAGCUAAGACAAAGGGAAAGAGUACUUUCUAUCGGAAAAGAAGUCCUUCACAUCAGAGGCAGGCCUAUAAAAUCGACAGUUCUAAAAACCCCUUUGAGUAAACUGAUCUCAGUAGCUCUAGAGAUGGAAAAGGAGACAUCAGUGCCAGAGUUGACAAAAGAAAUAUCCUGGGAAGACAGCAAGGCCACAGUACUCAAGACAUCCAGGAAAUUCUCAGGGACAAGGUUUAUCGAUAAAGAAAGAGAACUGUUGGAGAAAUAUAAGUCCAUACCUCUGCAUGUUUUGGAUACAGUUUUGGAGUCCCAAGAACAAGACUUCAAGUACCCAUUCACGUCCCACAUAUUUAAGAAGACCAUGGAAGCUCGGAAACUCCAACACAAACCACCAGUUACUCAGUGGAAGUGGUUUUUGCAGCAGCAUCCAUCUCUGAGGAAAGAGCCUGAGGUACAAUUCCCUCCCUCUCAAAGACUGGCUGAGGAACAAUAUCCACAUGUAAGCCUCUCAGAUGAAGAUUGGAUCAAUUAUGCCCUAGAACAGAUGGAAGCAGGAGAACAGCUUUCUAGGGAUAGUUUCCACAGGUUGUGCCACCUCCUCAAAGACCUCACCUCAAAGGGAAACUUAGACUGGUUGCAUCUGGCCACACUUGAAGCCAUUGUGUACCGUCACAGGCAGGUCCUGGACUCACAACACACAAGGAUCUCAGAACCCAGUAAGGAGUCCGUGAGUCCAAAACACCUGAAAGUGAUUCCUCCUAUAAAAACAAAGGAAAGAGAGGACUGGCUAAAACCUUUGGCUGUCCCCACACCGAAGUCCUCAUUAGCUACCAAGAGGAUUCUAGACCUAAAGGCUAUCAAUUGGCAUCUUCUAGGAGAGCCUUACAGAAGUGAGCGGGCCCAGCAGAUAUCCACUACUCGCAAAGAGAUGGCUAUGCAACAUUUUUACCCUGCCGCGAGAGACAUUUUCCCAGAUGCUCAUGCCUCUGUGGAAAAACAAACCCUGGCACUGAUGUUUCAAAAGGACUUCUGGGGCAGGUUUCCUAAAUUGCCAAAGUUGGAGAAGAAGACACAGACCGCCUCUAAAACAAAGGAACAGGUGCCUUUAUGGGAGACAUUUGUGGCACUGUACUAUGUUUUGCGGAUGCUGCAGCAGCGAUAUGGAAAAGACAGUGCUGCUUGGAUGGAACAGUUCUACCAGCUCAUGGACCUGUACCAACUGAAGUCUCCCCAAAUCCAGAAGCUGCUUCAGGAGCUGCUAAUGAGAGAGGAACCGCAAUCUCAAGAGAUCAUCUACAAAGAGGCCCUAAAGGCCACGGAGCUAGUUCCUGGGGAGCGGUUGUUCUACUGCCUGUUUUGUGGUGGCUCUCAUAGUCCUGGAAGCCCUCAGCAAUUCCAGAAUGUGGUACCCCUCCCUGGGCAAAACAACGUGCACACUCUGCUUCCCCUGGGCAUUGCCCAGUAUGGGAUCUUAGAACUGGCUUGGAAGAGUCUGCCCCAAGCUGACAUUCAUCUCACCAAAGAAUUGUCCCACGUUGUUGCUCCCACUCCCUAA
Messenger RNA from Carlito syrichta (Philippine tarsier), 8759 nucleotides. RefSeq names its product WD repeat domain 87 (gene WDR87). The record is from RefSeq and is a predicted model, not a curated record. The transcript is spliced from 6 exons. Bases 51 to 8759 code for a protein of 2902 amino acids. Lineage: Eukaryota; Metazoa; Chordata; Mammalia; Primates; Tarsiidae. Gene Ontology annotation, molecular function: protein binding.